Messenger RNA from Gigantopelta aegis, 865 nucleotides. Its product is annotated as multiple epidermal growth factor-like domains protein 10. Lineage: Eukaryota; Metazoa; Mollusca; Gastropoda; Neomphalida; Peltospiridae. Gene Ontology annotation, molecular function: scavenger receptor activity. The record is from RefSeq and is a predicted model, not a curated record. The annotation marks the transcript as partial. The transcript has 6 exons.
CAGGCGCCUGUAAGUCAGGGAUGUAUGGUUUGGACUGUAGCUACACCUGUCACUGUGACGCUGCCAACUGCACUGCUAUUAAAGGUUGUUCUGGUAGUUGCCAGGAAGGAUGGUCUUGACCAAGAUGUACAACAGAAAAUAUAGCUUUACGGAAAACUGCCUACCAGAGUUCAUACAUCACAGGAUAUACACAUGUCGCUGUGCUUGCUGUAGAUGGCGACCGUCGCGCUGAUGGAGGAAGAUAGAGUUCGGAGAAACGGUGUUCAUAUAUACAGCUCAACAGAAGCCAACCAAUCGAAUACGGGUCAUUUGUGUGGUGCAACCACUGUAAGCAGUCCAGGUGUGACAACUGUUACAUGUGGCAGUACAGCCAGAUACAUCACACUCUACCGGGAAAACGGUGACAACAUAAUGGACUUUUGUGAAGUAGAAGUGUAUGUUUGUGAUGCUGGCACUUUCGGUGAUGACUGUAGCCAGUUCUGUCACUGUCGAGAUGGACCGUGUAACUACACAACUGGAUACUGUACAGGAGGAUGUAAACCAAACUGGACUGGCUCGAACUGUAGUGGUUGUGAUUCCAGUCACUAUGGUGUCUUGUGCAGUAAACAAUGUUCCAGUAGACAUUGUGACGAAACAACCGGGGUAUCAUCUUGUGACGUCAGAGGGUCAUGCCACAGGGGAUGUGACCCAGGAUGGAAGGGAACAGACUGUUUGGAAAAGUGCCCUGAUGGUCAAUACGAAAAAGCUUGUGGAAAAUCGUGUGCGGAUCGGAACUGUCUGGAUAGCUCCAAUUCCUGUGAUCACGUGACUGGAGAGUGUGAUAGCGGCUGUCAACGAGGAUAUCAGUCUGUUGAUUGUACCGAGC